UGCACUUUGAUAUUUAUCAGAGAAAGAGGAGCAUUUGAGUUUUCUAUUCACGAGACAAGCACAGCAUGAGAUGCACUUAAAAACUAUUUCAUGUCAAGGAGACAUUUUACUAUUCUUUUAUCUUCAAUAAGUAUCUUCAAAAUUACCUCCAUUUUUCAGUUUGGGUGAACAUAGGUGGUUGGAAACCUGCACUCUAAUGUGAAGCAUGGUUCUUUUCUGAGGACAAUCUGCAAUGGAAAUGAUGUCCCAAGAGAGACAGUAACAACGUGAGAACAGUGAGCACGGAGCAUGCUAUAGUAAUAAGGGAAAUGGUUUGCAAACAGUCUUCCUCAAGAUGGUCCUGCUCAAGAACAAAAAAUAAUGGUUUACACAUUUCUUUAGAAGAAACCUUGCAAUGGGCUGAAUCUUUUCAGAAAAUGAUGUCAACACAAUAUGGACCUGCUGUUUAUGCUGCCUACCUAAAAACCGAGUAUAGUGAUGAGAACAUUGAGUUUUGGUUUGCUUGUGAAAGAUACAAAAAUAUAACUUCCAGGUGGAGACGAACGUUAAAGGCCAAGAAGCUCUUUAAAACAUACAUUAAACCUAAUUCUCCCAGGGAGAUCAACAUAGACAGCCCAACAAGAGAAGCGCUGGAAAAAGAAAUUCAGCAGCCAACUCCACAGAGUUUUGACGAAGCCCAGAUCAUCGUUUUACGGCACAUGGAAAGAGAUUCAUACCCUCGGUUUUUGGCUUCACUUUUUUACCAAACGCUUGUAAGCAAGUUAAAGGAAGAAAAUGUAACCACUAAGGAUGAAUCAGGCUGACUGUCUUCCACUAAAAGAUUUAAAGUUACUUUUUAUUAUUAAACAAGAAAAUCAAGACAGAUUUUCUUAUUCUUAUAGUGUCCUAUUUUUUACACUUUUACAUUAAUUCCCAAUACCAAGUAGUAAAGCCUCCAUUGUAUUAUAUCUCAGUAGCAUAUAAAGUGCAGGUACAAUUUCCAUAUUUUUUUAUAAAUAAAAUUAAAUCCAUUCAUUUUUGGGAUAAUUAUCUCAAUACCCAUAUGAACGAGCUUUGUAAAUAUGUACGGAAUGCAUACUAAAUAUGAGCUGUGUGGUUCCUUUAGUACAUACAUCCUGUUUGUCCUUGUCUCCAAAUACUAUAUGAUCAUAUAGAUUGGUUUGAGCAAGUUAUAUGUCUAUGAUUACCACCUGUAUAUAUUGUUAUCUGUUUGUCUGGCUAUGUAGGCUUUUAUACAUAAACAUAUAGGAGCAGGAGGAACUCCCAUUAAGUAAAAAACAACCUACCUGGGUUUUGGGAAUCAAAUAUUUUGGACACAAACAGUGAACAUUCCCUGGUUACUGCUUCCAUUUUACAUUUAAAUUCCUCUGGAAUUUGAAUACAUUUAGAGAUAGACAGUCAGACAGAUCAUAAUGCUGGUAGGUUGCAAUUGAUCUGUAGGUUUUUUCAUUUACGUGAUAUGCUGCAUAACUACAACUGUACACCAGUUAUCAACUUAUAAUUGUUAGUAAAUUAAUAUGUUGUAUAUACAGUAUACAAUAAA
Molecule: messenger RNA, 1543 nt
Organism: Xenopus laevis (African clawed frog)
Lineage: Eukaryota; Metazoa; Chordata; Amphibia; Anura; Pipidae
Gene: rgs13.L
Product: regulator of G-protein signaling 13 L homeolog
Exons: 5
Coding region: 309-803 (164 amino acids)
Source: RefSeq, a predicted model, not a curated record